Molecule: messenger RNA, 2101 nt
Organism: Sorex araneus (European shrew)
Lineage: Eukaryota; Metazoa; Chordata; Mammalia; Eulipotyphla; Soricidae
Gene: NAA40
Product: N-alpha-acetyltransferase 40, NatD catalytic subunit
Exons: 8
Coding region: 195-845 (216 amino acids)
Cellular component (GO): nucleus
Molecular function (GO): protein N-terminal-serine acetyltransferase activity; histone H2A acetyltransferase activity; histone H4 acetyltransferase activity
Source: RefSeq, a predicted model, not a curated record
CGCCGCUCGGGAGUCGCCGCCGCCGCCGCCGCCGUUGCCGCCGCCGUUGCCGCCUCCCCGCCGGCAAGUGCGUGAGAAGGAGCCGCCGCGGGCCGCCGCCGCCGCCGCCGCCGCCAUGGGAGUGAGUGAGGCCGGGGAGGAAGUCGAGCAGAGGCAAGGAGAAGAAGCAGAAGCGGCUGGAGGAGCGAGCAGCCAUGGACGCCGUCUGUGCCAAAGUGGAAGCCGCCAACAGGCUUGGAGACCCCUUGGAGGCCUUUCCCGUCUUCAAGAAGUACGACCGCAACGGGUUAAACGUCUCGAUCGAGUGCAAGCGCGUGUCCGGCCUGGAGCCAGCCACGUUGGACUGGGCCUUCGGCCUCACCAAGACCAACAUGCAGUCCAUGUAUGAGCAAAGCGAGUGGGGCUGGAAGGACCGAGAGAAGCGGGAGGAGAUGGCGGACGACCGCGCCUGGUACCUCAUAGCUUGGGAAAGCAGCUCGGCCCCCGUGGCCUUCUCCCAUUUCCGCUUCGACGUGGAGUGCGGGGAUGAAGUCCUGUACUGCUACGAGGUGCAGCUGGAGAGCCGGGUGCGGCGGAAAGGCCUGGGCAAGUUCCUCAUUCAGAUCCUGCAGCUCGUGGCCAACAGCACCCAGAUGAAGAAGGUGAUGCUCACGGUGUUCAAGCACAACCACGGCGCCUACCAGUUCUUCCGAGAGGCGCUGCAGUUUGAGAUUGACGACUCGUCCCCCAGCAUGUCGGGGUGCUGCGGGGAGGAUUGUUCCUACGAGAUCCUGAGCCGGAGGACCAAGUUUGGGGACAGCCAGCACUCCCACGCGGGCGGGCACUGUGGGGGCUGCUGCCACUGAGCUGCUCCCUGCCCUGCGCGCCCUGCUGCCCCCCUCGGGCCGCUGUGGGAGGGGUGGGGCCCUGCUCCUCUGCAGCUGGCCCGUUCCCCUCCCGGCUCCGGCUGGCUCUCGGGGGCAAAGCCACCUGGUGUGACAUCAGGGCACAGCAAGAGGCCUGAGGCCAGGCUCGGGGGACAGUGCUGCUGGCAACCCUCAUCAGCUGCAUCCGCCAGGGGACAGCCGGCCCUGGAGGGGCUUCUUGGCCCCUGGGGGAGCACCUCCGUGUGGCUCUGGGCUCGGGCACUCGUAUCCGCGCGGGAUCUGUAGACAGAGGCCUGCCCCGCCCACAGUGCCUGUCCCGCGCCUCUGCCGGUACCUCGUCUCCCCCAGAGGGACAGUGCCAGGGAGCCCCCCCCCCCCCAUCUCGGUGCUCACUGCUCUCUGCAGGGGUCCUGUCUGCUGUGCCCCCACCCGCCCCCGCUGCCUUCCCGGGCCCCGCGCUCGGCAGGGCGGGGAGAGGCUUACUCAGGGACCGGGCAGGCUCAGAACAACGCCUCCUGACGGGGGUCACUUGCAGCCCCCUGCUGCCAUCCGGGCGCCUCCUCGCAAGGACGGAGCCACCACGUCCAACCCUGGAGAGACUGUGACCUUCCAGCCGGGCCUGGAGACGCAGUGCGAGGUCCUGCGCUUCCCAGCACCCCCUGUCUCGAGUCACCAGCCCGCUGCCCCCCAGGACUUUGCCGUCCUGGGGGAGCCUGGAGGCUCUGCCCUGGGCCCUGUCCCGACCCCCGAAGCACCUGACAGGGGUUGACAGGCCCCUCCCAGGGUCUCGGGGUGCGGGAGUGUGUGUGGGCCCCGCCUCUUAGGACACCGGUGUGCUGGGUUUCUGAUGCCCCCACUCAGGACCAACAGGCACCCCCCGUGUGCGCCCCACAGCCCCCACUCCGGCACCCGCCUGCCCCUCCCGACCCCCGCUCUGGGCUCAGGAGAGCGGCCGCUGCAGCUGGCGCUCGAUUGUUGGGGCGCAUGUUAAACUAUUUUCAAAGGUUUUAGUUGGCUCCGCCCUUCAGGUUAUUUUUAUUGAUGCCAGACCUGUAUAUGACGUGUAUGGUUCUUUUUAGCCCUUUCUCUCUUUUUUUUUUUUAGAGGAAACUUUGGAGAUAAACCUGUUGAUAUAUAUUUUUUUUCUUUAGAGUUAUCACUGGAAUCAAAGGGAAUUAUGAUCUCUUUUACAUUGGAUGUAUUUGUAUGUCACAAAUAAAAGCCACUUUGUUCAA